Alnus glutinosa is the source of this 1098-nucleotide messenger RNA. RefSeq lists its product as uncharacterized. Bases 1 to 1098 code for a protein of 365 amino acids. Gene Ontology annotation, molecular function: DNA binding; DNA-binding transcription factor activity. The transcript has 8 exons. NCBI's taxonomy places the organism in Eukaryota, Viridiplantae, Streptophyta, Magnoliopsida, Fagales, Betulaceae. The record is from RefSeq and is a predicted model, not a curated record.
AUGAGAAGAUUGAUUUCCGAGCAGGAGUUCGACAAAACCAUGGAUGAAUAUUAUUCCCAACUAUAUUGCACUGAACCGCCAUUGAAGAACAUGGGAGUUUCAGAACACCAUGUCUUUGAGCCUCCUAAAUUAUCCAGACCCACUGUGAGUGAUCCUUUCGAAUCCCCAGCCUCAGCCUUUCAUGCUGCUGGAACUUACAUGGAUCUUCUUCAACAGCAUGAUGAGCAUCAAGUUGUCAAUAUUCCUGCUUUGUGCUCACAAUUUCCCACUCAUGAUUCAAACAUCUUACUCUGUCAAUCUUCCCACUGUAACUUUUCCAUUGAUUCAGCUCAUGACCAAGCUGGCUCCAACUUCAGGGACACCUUGCAAUCACUAGUGAAAUCUCACUUGUACAGCAAUCAAUGCAUUUCUUCCUCAGAGAAGCCGAAUAAAAUUCCAUGCAACAAUGUGAGCAACCCUUUUCCCCAUUCCCAGAACAUGUUAUUGCUUGGUGAGAAUGAUGCCUUGGUCAGGAAGCAACUUUCGGUUCCUUCUGAUGCAAAUCAGGGUCUUAAUGUGUACAGCUUCAAAGAAUUGUUUGCACUCAUAAGGGGUCGAAUCUUAGACCUGAUGCUUCAUGAUGCACGAGACCAAGUUUGUGACAGUUCAUCAUCCAAGCGAGCUCCAUCAAAUAAAAAACGAUUCAGAUGGACUCAAGAUCUUCAUGACCAGUUCGUCAAGACUGUGGAUCACCUCGGUGGUGCUGAGAAGGCAACACCAAAAGCAAUAUUGAAGCUGAUGAACUUGAAUUUCUUGACCAUAUUACAAGUGAAAAGUCAUUUGCAGAAAUAUCGAACUGCACGGUACAUCCCAGAAUCUUUACAGGAAAACUCUGAGAGAAGAACUAGUGCAAAUGGCACACCUCAGCUCCCCAUGGAAAUUAGCAUGCAAAUGAAGGAUGCAUUGCAACUGCAACUUGAACUUGAGAGGCACCUUCAUCAACAAUUAGAGCUUCAACAAAAUUUACAGUCUCUAAUUGAAGAAGAAUUGAGGAAGCUCAAGAUGAUCUUUGACCAGCAACAGAAUAUACACAAGAGCCUGUUCAAGACAAAGACUUGA